AUGCAGUUUCUGGACGAUGAGGCUCGACGAUCAUGGGACGCCGCGUCGGUGGGAAUGGCCAGCGUUACGGGAACAGAGCGUCGUCACGGUGACGGCGAUGACGAGUCGCGGCUGAUGCUCAAGCUGCUGAUGCACCAGCAGUCCAUGCUGCAGCAGCUGCUUGAGGCGCGGAGGUCGGCGGGGGAAGGACAGCGUGACGUUGCGCCAUGGGUCCCCCCGCAGACCACCCCUGACAACGAGAUCACCUCCGUGGCGAGAGGAGCAGAGGAUGGCGGUGAGAAGCAGGAUAUGAAUCAGCAUGAGUGCUACAAUCAGCAGCAGCAGGAGGAGGGGGGGGAGCCAGGAGGGAACGCGAUGGCGGAAGCACGGUCUGCGGUGGGGAUGCCGGAACUGGAUACGAGUGAGCUGACGAGGCAGCUGGCGCUGCUCCACGUGGCGGACCCCCUCACCCACCUAGAGGGACUCGCUGCCUCUACCCCUACCUCUGCUACAACCUCUGCUACAACCUCUGCCUCGGCUUCUGCUUCUCCGAAUGUUGCUGCUGGUGCCGGUGCUGGUGCUGGUGCGAAAGACGGAUCGUGGAACUCGCCUCGAUCUGGCAAUAACAGUCCGCAUUAUCACUCCGGCGAGUCUCUGAUUUCCUCUUUCCAUCCCCCCUUGUCGUCCCAGCUUCCGUCACGUGUUUAG
Molecule: messenger RNA, 687 nt
Organism: Closterium sp. Naga37s-1
Lineage: Eukaryota; Viridiplantae; Streptophyta; Zygnematophyceae; Desmidiales; Closteriaceae
Source: the annotation of a GenBank genome assembly